UAACUGCCUCGGGGAGGGGGGCUGGUCUGGCCCCACUCUUGUUAGUUGCCCUGGGGCAAAACCUGGCAGUUCGCUAACAUCCAAGCAUAACUUCCUAUCUUCGUUUGCAGCAGAUUUGUCUCUAUGUCCGUUGGGACGUUGAAGACACCCUCACCUCUUCUUUAAUAGAACAGUGCCUUUAAAUAAAGAGCUCUUGCCCUAAACCUUCCACAGGUACUAUAUUAUCUCUUUGUUCCGUUUAUUUGCUGGAAAAGUGCCCACUGACCAGUCCACCGUGUCCAGUCUUCUUAGGUAGCCUGUCAGCCUGUGGAGACCAAGCUGGGAGCACCGGGAGCUUAGGUGCUCAGCAAACACCCUAGACCACAGGUGUAUUCUUAGGAAGGAAAUGACAUCUCUUUGUGACCUCACGCUGUGGAGUCCCCGGCUCUGAUCUUGUAUCUGGUUGAAUGUAAGUGACCUGGUCCAUGAGCAGUGAAGGAAUUCAAAGGCAUGGCUCUGAGGAACAAGAUAACUCAUGUGAGAUAAAAAAGAAGAGGCCUCAGGACUAGGGGUGCAUUCUCAGCGUACAGACAUUUGACCAGAGGCCUCUCUCCAGAGCAUCAGAACAGAGCAGAUUUUCCAAGCAGCUGAAAAUGAUCAAGUCACAGAUCUCAUUUGAGGAUGUGGCUGUGGACUUCACGUGGGAGGAGUGGCGGCUACUUAAUCCUACGCAGAAGAACUUGUACAGAGACGUGAUGCUGGAGAACUAUAGCAACCUAGUGUUCUUGGGUUAUCAAAUUAUCAAGCCUCAUGGGAUUUUCAAGCUGGAGCAGGAAGAGCCAUGGCUAAUAGAUGAAGUUCUAAGUCAGAACUUUUCAGAAGAAGUCUGGCUAGAUAACAAUCUCAAAAUGUGGCACCAGGAUAAUCAAGACGAGCUUAGAAGUAUGGAGAGAGGCGAUGAAUGUGAUGUUUUUAGGAAAAUAUUUCAUUCAAGCAUUAACUUUGUUCAUUUAGCAAUGAGACCCCAUAAAUGUGGCACAGGUGAAAAACAUUUGAAACAUCGUUUUGAGUUUCUUAUUUCAAAAAAUAACCUUGGAAGAAAGAAACUUGAUGAGCUCAGUAAGAAAUUUUUAUUCUACAUCAAACCUGAUAGAACCCGUGGUGGAAUAAAAUACUGUGAUUGCAAUACAUGUAGAAAGGCCAGCAGUAGAGAGUCGUGGCUCAUUGCAGACCAUAUUACACAUACUGGAGUCUAUUUAUGCAUGGAGUGUGGCAGAGUUUUUAAUAAGAAGUCACAGCUUAUUAUACAUCAGAGGACUCAUACAGGAGAGAAGCCCUAUGGAUGCAGUGAAUGUGGAAAAGCCUUCUCACAGAAGUCAUUGCUCACUAUUCAUCAAAGGACUCAUUCAGGAGAAAAACCAUAUGGGUGUGGUGAGUGUCAGAAGGCUUUCAGUAGGAAGUCAUUACUCAUUUUACAUCAGAGAACUCAUACGGGAGAGAAGCCCUACGGAUGCAGCGAAUGUGGAAAAGCUUUCAGCAGGAAGUCACAGCUUAAAAGACAUCAGAGGACGCAUACUGUCGAGAAACCGUAUGGCUGCAGUGACUGUGGGAAAGCUUUCUCCCAGAAAUUGAAGCUCAUUACACAUCAGAGAACACAUACAGGAGAGAAACCCUAUAAAUGUGGUGAUUGUGGGAAAGCCUUCUUUUGGAAGUCCCAGCUCAUCACUCAUCAGAGGACUCAUACGGGGAAGAAACCGUAUGCAUGUAAUGAGUGUACCAAAGCCUUCAGCAGGAACUCACUCCUCAUUAGGCAUCAGAGGAUCCACACAGGAGAGAAACCCUACGAAUGCAGGGAGUGUGGCGAAGCCUUUGUCCGAAAACCACAGCUCGUGAAGCAUCAAGUAACUCAUACAGGAGAGAAGAACUAUCGGUGCAGUGACUGUGAAGAAGCAUUCUUUAAGAAGUCAGAGCUAAUCAGACAUCAAAAAACCCAUUUAGAGAAACCCUAUGGAUGUGUUGAAUGUGGAAAAACCUUCUUUGGGAAGUCACAGCUCCUGACGCAUCAGAGAACUCACACUGGAGAGAAGCCUUAUGAGUGCAGUGAGUGUGGGAGAGCCUUCACCCAGAAGUCAAGCCUGAUAUCACAUCAGAGGACGCACACAGGAGAGAAGCCCUAUGAGUGCAGGGACUGUGGGAAAACCUUCAGCGAGAAGUCAAGCCUCGUUCAUCAUCAGAGAACCCAUACUGGAGAAAAACCCUUUGAAUGUAGCGAGUGCAGGAAAGCUUUUGCCUGGAAGCCACAGCUUCUAAGGCACCAGAGAAUUCAUACAGGGGAGAAACCUUACGAGUGCAGUGAAUGUGGGAAAGCCUUUGUUCAGAAAGUGCAGCUCAUUAAGCAUCAAAGAAAUCACACAGGAGAGAAAACCUAUGGGUGCAGCGAGUGUGCGAAAGCUUUCUUUGAGAAGGCACAGCUCAUUAUACAUCAGAGAAUUCACACAGGAGAAAGACCCUAUAAAUGUAGUGAAUGUGGGAAGUCUUUCACUAGAAAGUCACACCUUAUGAGGCAUCAGAGAAUUCACACAGGAGACAAAUACUAUGGAUGCAGUGAGUGUGGGACUGCCUUCAGCAGGAAGUCACAGCUCAUGGCUCAUCAGAGGACUCAUGUAGUCUAGAAACCGCACGAGUGCCGUGAAUAUGGGAAAUCUGUCAGACUGAUAGGAGAAAUGCUGUCAGUGCACUGAGAAUGCAGGUCCCACCCAGCGGAGUUCAGAAAGGAGGGAGGUACUUUUACGUAGACAGCGUAAGAGCCUUCUCCUGAAACACACAGCUUGUUACACGUUAAUGACUUGUUGGUGUGGAAGUCUUAUCAGUAUCCUAGAAGUGCAGAACCUGGUAGUCAGGAGUGGCAGCUUCUCGUCAGAGGACCUAGACAUGAGGAGAAACUCAAUCGUUGUAAAAAUUGAGUGGGGGGUUUCGUCAAGAAAGGAUAAUUCGUGGUACACUAGAGAAGACAUAUGCAAAGGAAAUACUGAGCAUCUUGAAUUAGAGAUUUCAGUAUGAAGGAGAAGUCCUAAUAGUUUUGAAGAAUUCUGGUAAGCAUGAUUCUGUCGAAAUAAUCCUAUAGAGUUGUGUUGUAUAUAAGUUACAAACGUAGUUAAUUUUAAGUGGUAGCUGUGUUUUAAGUGUGAAGAUAUGCUUUCUGCUGUGGUGAUGCGGCAAGGGCCAGAUUAAUCCCCUGCCUUGAACAGCUAGAAACUGUCAAAUGUAUAUGAAAUAACAGUUUCGAGACCUAUGACAGGCGGAAGUGUGUGAUCCCUGGCAGAAGGUGUAGAGAGUGAGGUGAGCCCAUAAGAGCCCAGCCCGGUGCCUGGUGGCAGUUCCCAGGCUGCAGAUCAAGGAAAGGAACAAAUGUGGUCUUGCUGGAUCAAAGAGAAUUGCUGAAUUGGCGUUUGGGGAGGCCAGAGUAGCUAGAGUUUGCAGGGAGUUGUACUGGAGAGGAGGGAGCUUCCCAGAGAGAGGGCUGCAGAAAUCUACAAGGAGUCCACUUAGUCUUUUGGCUUAGUACUGAUUUGCACAUGUGUGACCAGAAAUUUCCUGAGUCCAGGAAAAGUGCUGGAAAGCAGUCCGCCAAACAGUUCCCAGAAAUCAAUGUAGGGCUGGGAAUAAAAUUCCCACCACCUGAAAUGGCAAGGACUUUUAACGCAUGGGGCAUCAGGUAGGAUUCCCAGCAGAGUAUUAUCUUAGUAGUGAAGUAAUUAAUCCUAGAUCGAAAGCUAGUCUGGACCCACAAUGUCUGGCAUCCAAAAACAUAGCUGGCAUACACAGAACCCAUGAGAAUAUGACUUGUAACCAGGAGAAAAAUCAGUCACUAGAAAGAUACAGAAAAAAUGGAAGCAGUUGGCAUUAAAUAAGGAUAUUCAAAUAGCUUUUAUAGAUAUAUGGGAAAACAGGAAUGUGACAGAUGAAUUGGAAGAUGUAUUUUUAAAAGCCUGAGUGGAACUUCUCAGGAUGAAAACAACAAUAUCUGAAAAUUAAAACAAAACAACAACAACAAAAAAAAAACAACUUUGGAUGGAAUUAAGAGCAGAUUAGACAUAGAAGAUCAAUGAACUUGAGUGAAAAUAAAAACUGUCCAACUGAUGGACACAGAAAAAAAAAGACUCCAAGAAAAGACAAUAGGGAGUUGGUUACAGCGAGGCACGUGUAUUCGCAUGGAGUCCUAGAAGGACAGGGCACAGAAGAGGCCUAAGAAAGUAUUUGAGUAAAUAACAGAUGAAAUUUUUACACAUAUGAUGAAAAAUGUAACUCCACAUAUUCAAGAAGUUCAAAGAACCUCAAGAUCAUGAAGAAAAUCCUGCUGAUGGACAUCAUAGUCAAACGGAUAAAACCCAAUGAUAAAGAGAACAGUUGUAAAGCACCUGGAGAAAGACAGAAUACUUGCACAGAACAGAGGACCGCACACACUUGUGGUCAGAAACUACUCGAGCUGGAACACAACGGAGUGAGGGACAACUUUACAUAAAACCCCCACCACCUGCCGUUUGUCUAUUUCCCAUCAAAAACAUCUUUCAAAAAUGAUAGCACAAAAAAAAAGUUUCUCAGAGAAACAAAAUGAAAGAGACUUUAUCUAUAGACCUUAUUUCAGGAAACACUAAAGCAAGUUUUGGUGCAGCAAGAAAAUCCUAGGUGGAAAUGAGGAUCUACAGGAAGAAAAGAGGAGCUGUGGAAGUGGUGAAUAUGUGGGUAAAUAUAAAAGAUCUCUUUCCUCAUUUAAGAGUCUUUUAAAAUGGUAAUUGACUGCUUAAAGCCAAAUAAUGUAUUGUGGGUUAUGAUGUCUUUAGAAGUAAAGCGUAUCUCAACGACAA
This is a messenger RNA of Leopardus geoffroyi (Geoffroy's cat), 4844 nucleotides long. RefSeq names its product zinc finger protein 605-like. NCBI's taxonomy places the organism in Eukaryota, Metazoa, Chordata, Mammalia, Carnivora, Felidae. Gene Ontology annotation, biological process: regulation of DNA-templated transcription. The record is from RefSeq and is a predicted model, not a curated record.